Messenger RNA from Clavispora lusitaniae ATCC 42720, 1587 nucleotides. RefSeq lists its product as uncharacterized. Gene Ontology annotation, cellular component: fungal-type vacuole membrane. Gene Ontology annotation, biological process: transmembrane transport. NCBI's taxonomy places the organism in Eukaryota, Fungi, Ascomycota, Pichiomycetes, Serinales, Metschnikowiaceae. Gene Ontology annotation, molecular function: transmembrane transporter activity. The record is from RefSeq and is a predicted model, not a curated record.
AUGAUCCUGAAUUUCGAUCAUGCCACAGGUCGGGUUGUUGCACUCAUUGGUUCUCUUUUCGUCUCUUUAGUUGCAGGCACCCCUUAUCUAUAUGGAGUGUACUCCCCUCAACUAGUCAAACACAUAAACUUGUCCACCUCUGACGCUGCUACAAUUUCAUUGGCUGUAACCAUCGGAAGUGGUCUUGGUGGGUUACCUGCGGGAUUGUUCAUUGAUCGAUACGGAGCACAAAAAUCUAUUGCUCUAGGUUCACUAUCAAUAUUUUGUGGUUACUUCGCAUUGAACAGAAUUUACAAAUACCGCAUACACAGCCUUUUUUUGGUGUGCCUAGCAAUGACAUUCAUAGGGUAUGGUUCCGUGAAGAGUUUCUUUGCAGGCUUAAAGGCCGCACAAUCCAAUUUUCCGAAUCAUCGUGGAGCAGCUGGGGCUUUGCCUGUGGGAGCGUACGGGUUAGCCGCAACAUUAUUCUCUUUCAUAGCAGCCAAAUUCUUCCAAGACAACACGGAGAAACUCCUUCUCUUUUUGGCAAUAUUCUGUGGCUCUAUUGCUUUUGCUGGAGCGUGGUUUGUUCAUGUCUAUGAUGAAAUCCCUAGAUAUGACGAAGAAGGUUAUCUGAUUAUAGAUGGAGAGCCAGAUAGGCAACUGUUGAGAAGGAGCAAUUCUUUGCACGGAUCAUUAUCAUUUUGGGGCAUCGGCAGACGUCUUUCACGGUCUUCUACUGAGCUGCUGUCUACAUUUGCUGUUGCUGCUCCGAUACUUAAACCUGGUAGAGACCAAGCACAGGGACUCAAUCCCACGCCUUCCCAAGCUUCAGGAAUACUCAAUGUCACUCUAAGGGAACCGGUUAUGACUCCUAAAGCCACUAACAUGGAGAGUGGGAUACUGCAAAGUUCACAGAUUUCAGUCUCAAGUGAACAAGUAGGAGCAAUGGCUGCGAUCAGAUCAUUCCUUACGAACAGGGCUUACCUCACACAUUAUGUCAUUGUUUCCCUCUGCAGUGGAAUUGGUCAAAUGUACAUCUAUACUGUAGGAUUUGUCAUCACUGCACAAUUUUACCGACAUGAUCUAAAAGGGUCUCCUCAAGCAUUCCAGGCGAUACAGGUCUCCGUGAUAUCUAUUUCAUCAUUCGCUGGGCGCGUCGUUGCAGGACUACUGUCUGACUUUAUUCACAAACGAUUGAAGGCACAAAGACUGUGGGUCAUCAUUGUAACAAUUUGCAUAUUAGGUUUGGGUCAAUAUUUGCUCAUCAAUACCAACAAUAUGACCACCGUUACAGUUGUCUCCGUUUUGAUGGGAACGGGGUAUGGACUCUUGAAUGGGACUUACCCAUCCAUUAUUGCUGAUUCUUUUGGUACCAAAAAUUUUACAACAGCUUGGGGUCUAAUUUGUUCGGGACCGCUCGUUGUUUUGUUUACCUUGGAAAAAUAUUUCGGUUUCAUCUUUGAUCUGCGGGCAGACGAGACGGGAAAAUGCACCAUCGGUAACGAAUGUUACAAGGGUGCUUUCGAGGCGAGCGGUAUCUUAUGCGUUGUCGCUCUCACUAUCACAAGUUCAUUGAUGUACAUUGAACAUAAAAAUUCAAAUUAA